AUGGGCUUCUUGUCGUGCCUAUUCCGGUGCCCAGAGGAGGAGGAGCGGGUGGUGAAGGAGCACGAUGACGACGAGGACUCCGGCGGAAUCGACCAUGGAGUCGCCUCAGAGUCAUCAGAAAGUGCCCCACUGAAGACUGAAUCCGCACAUAUGGAAGGAAUCCAGAGAAAUGGCACACAUAAUGAGGCGACGAUCUUCACUUUGCGUGAGCUUGUUGAUGCUACCAAAAACUUCAGCAAGGAUUUUCAGUUGGGGCGAGGAGGAUUUGGUUGUGUGUAUAAAGCAUAUCUGAAUGAUGGUCAGGUUGUUGCAGUCAAACAACUUGAUCUAAAUGGGCUUCAGGGGAACCGAGAAUUCCUUGUGGAGGUUCUCAUGCUCAACCUCUUGCAUCACCCUAACCUUGUCAAUUUGAUAGGGUACUGUGUUGACGGUGAUCAACGCUUGCUUGUUUAUGAAUAUAUGCCAUUGGGAUCACUAGAAGACCAUCUACACGACCUUCCACCCAAUAAAGAACCUCUAGAUUGGACAACACGGAUGAAGAUAGCUGCUGGCGCAGCUGCUGGUUUGGAAUACCUACAUGAUAAGGCAAAUCCACCAGUUAUUUACCGAGAUAUUAAGCCAUCAAACAUUCUUCUUUCUGAAGGGUAUCAUGCGAAGUUGUCCGACUUUGGACUUGCUAAACUUGGUCCUGUGGGUGAUAAGACUCAUGUGACAACCCGUGUCAUGGGGACUUAUGGCUAUUGUGCUCCUGAGUACGCCGCGACUGGACAGCUAACGGUUAAGUCUGACAUCUAUAGUUUUGGUGUGGUGUUCCUCGAGCUAAUUACAGGACGAAGGGCACUCGAUAGCAAUCGGCCUCGUGAGGAACAGGACUUGGUCUCAUGGGCUCGUCCAUUGUUCAAAGACCAAAGGAAAUUUCCAAAGAUGGCUGAUCCUUUGUUGCGUGGCCGCUUUCCAAAGAGGGGUUUGUACCAGGCCUUGGCUAUUGCAGCGAUGUGUUUGCAGGAGAAGUCAAGGAAUCGCCCUCUGAUUAGGGAAGUUGCUGCUGCUCUCUCCUAUUUGUCAUCACAAACAUACGAUGGGAAUGACGCUGCUGUUCGCCGUUACCUUGAUGGCCCUUCAGCAUCAAAAGUGUCAGACGAUCAGGUUAACCAAGAUGAUGCUUUGGCUAGUCAACAUGGAGCUCAAACGUCGAUGCAUGACCGUAUGAAUGACUUCGUCCCAGAAGGAAAAGAACAUUGCAGGAGUGGCUCCAACCGUGGAGGACGGGGCAGGGUUGUUCCAAACGGUGUCGACAGAGACCGCGCACUUGCAGAUGCGAAUGUCUGGGCCGAGGCUUGGAGACGCCAUGAGAAGGCAAGCAAAGUGCGUGUAACCGAUGAAAUCCUCGGAUAG
Messenger RNA from Triticum turgidum subsp. durum (durum wheat), 1395 nucleotides. NCBI's taxonomy places the organism in Eukaryota, Viridiplantae, Streptophyta, Magnoliopsida, Poales, Poaceae. The record is from the annotation of a GenBank genome assembly.